AUGGGCACCUUUGCUUCUGCCGGUGAGAGACCCUUGGCUACGGAUCAGAGGGCGGCCGUCGAAGACCCUGCUGCUGUUGAGCCAGCCACCGAUGAGACGGUCGCCGACGACGUUACGGAUGCCGAAGAUGCUGCCCCUUCCAUUGCCGGUGCCCAAGAUGCUGCCCCAUCCGGCGCCCCCCCCAAUGUACGAAAGUUCGCAGAAAUCUCCGACCAUCGGCCGACCCAUAUCCUCGCAACUCGUCCGGUCCUGCAUAACACCAUCCACCUCCGCAAGUCUCACCUAGCCACCUGGCUCGGCAUUGGCGCAGAUGAGCUCCGUAUACUGGCCAUGUCGGGCCCCGUCCUCAAGCACAUCCCGGCUGCUCACGCCGUGCUGAUUUUCCCGGACUCCAAGCCCACCGCACCGUGUGAUGGCGAGACGGAGACCUGUAUCUACGCCCUCGGCAUCCUAUUCCGCGAAAACGUGCGGGCCCAGCUUCCCAGCAGCCUCGACGCCGUCAUGGCCCACCACCGUAUCCCCAACAUCACGGCGCAGACCAUCCGCGAUGCCCCGCACAUCGGUCCGGGCCCCAAACGCCGCGGCCAGAUCCUCGCCUCCCUCGUCCUCUCCCUCCUAGGAGACCUGAAAACGGCCCAGACCAUGACCCCGCAAGACUACGACUCCCUCUUCAGCCCCCACGUCGCCCGCCUCGAGAGGGCCAACCCGUGGGGCGCCGACGCGUACAAGUGCCACGCCAUCCCCCACGGCGCCAUCCAGUGGCCCAGCUGGGACCCCGCCUCGCGGCCCGAGCUCCCCUGCCCUCUCCACGCGGGACCCCGCCGCCCGGCCCGGGCCCAGGAGCACGAGGUCGAGACCUACCACCGCGUCCUCAGCACGCUGCGCUACGCGCUCCGCGAACACGAGCCGAAGCGCUACUACAGCCGCCGGGGCUUCGGGCACGACCUCCGCCACGGGACCGACGCCCAGUUCGUCUACGGCAGGCUCAUGACCGUGCAGCGGGAGAUGCGCGAGAAGGCCCUCGCCGACCGUGCCCGGGACCGCGCCGAGGGCCGGGAGCUCGAGGAGGACCGCCACGUGCGCGAGUUGGCGGCCCGCUUCCCCGACGAUAAUGCCCUUCAGAUCCUCAAUUGGAUGGUGGACAGGGACGAACAACGCGAGAAAAACCAAAGGCAAGGAGGAGGGUGA
Molecule: messenger RNA, 1188 nt
Organism: Sodiomyces alkalinus F11
Lineage: Eukaryota; Fungi; Ascomycota; Sordariomycetes; Glomerellales; Plectosphaerellaceae
Exons: 1
Coding region: 1-1188 (395 amino acids)
Source: RefSeq, a predicted model, not a curated record